This is a messenger RNA of Pecten maximus, 4813 nucleotides long. RefSeq names its product G-protein coupled receptor GRL101-like. The transcript has 4 exons. Gene Ontology annotation, molecular function: protein binding; G protein-coupled receptor activity. Gene Ontology annotation, cellular component: membrane. NCBI's taxonomy places the organism in Eukaryota, Metazoa, Mollusca, Bivalvia, Pectinida, Pectinidae. The record is from RefSeq and is a predicted model, not a curated record. The coding region runs from base 1 to 2112 and encodes 703 amino acids. Gene Ontology annotation, biological process: G protein-coupled receptor signaling pathway.
AUGAACGUAUCGUACCACGCAACUGUUAUCAGAUCUACGACUGUUUGCCUGCAUCUCCGACGUGGUUGGACGUAUCUGGACUUACGUAAUAGUAACAUCACCGUUCUUCCAACGAAUCUACUCGAAGACUUGUCAGAAUUAUCUCUUCUUCUAUUAUCUAAUAAUCGACUUGUAGGUCUCCCUUAUAACACAUUCAUUGGGCUGUCCAAGCUUACUCUUCUGGAUAUUGGCGAUAAUUACUUAGCAGUUCUUCCGGGUAAUAUAUUCAAGGACUUGUUAGAACUUACUCAUCUUAUAAUGUAUAAUAAUAACAUAAUAUAUCUUCCUAAUGACAUAUUCAAUGGACUGUCAAACCUCACUUACCUAGACCUAUACAAGAAUAAAAUUACAUUUCUUCCUUAUAAUGUAUUCAACGGCUUGACUAACCUACGGGUUCUUAGUCUGCGUUGGAAUAACAUAUUAACUCUCCCUCCUAACGUUUUUAGUGGACUUUCUCAACUUUCCUAUCUCGACCUAUACAACAAUAACCUUGUGUUUAUCCCUUAUAAUAUCUUAAGUGGUCUAUCUAAACUUCGCCGCCUCUUCCUUAACAACAAUGAUAUAAUACUUCUUCCGGACAACCUUUUCAAUGGUCUAUCGGAACUUCAGUAUCUAGAUUUGUCACAUAAUAAUAUAGCAGCUAUUCCAUUUAAUCUGUUCAUGGGGCUGUCUAAACUGACUGACUUAUAUCUGCACUGCAACAACUUAGUAGAUCUUCCCAAUGAUGUAUUUGUUGUUAGUAAUUCAAUUGGACAUCAAAACCUAUUGAAUAAUGAGUCAGCUGUCGUAUCACCUUUACCCGAGAACCUUUUAAGAGUAGACCUGGCAUUAAAUUCAUUGGUCCAUUUACCACGUCUACCAAGAACACUCUCUGAAAUUAAUAUUCGGGGCAACAACAUAAAAGUGACCGAAAAUAUGUUUAAGGGUUUAUAUAACCUAACGAAAAUAUUGACUGCCAAUCUCUUCGUUUGUUGUGUUAAGCCGACACCCGAGACUGAGUGUUUUGAACCAAUAUCAUCAUUGCAGACUUGUCAUAGGAACCCAGACACCUGUAGAUAUAAAGGUCAUGCAAUAUCAUCAUGUUAUGCCUUGAUAAGUUCAUAUAUUCUAAAAACCUGCCUUUGGAUAAUUGGAAUUUGUGCUUUAACAGGAAAUCUUGCCGUCAUAGUCUACAGAAUAUUCUUUGACAGAGAAAACAUUACAAAGAACUAUUCAAUGUUCACAUUGAAUUUGGCUAUUUCUGAUUUACUAAUGGGUAUCUACCUUCUGAUAAUAGGUAUGGUUGAUGCGCAUUAUAACGGUGUAUAUGCCUGGAAUGACCAGAAAUGGAGAAAGAGCAUUUUAUGUACCACGGCAGGUAUCCUAUCUAGUGUAUCCAGCGAAAUGUCGACAUUUCUUAUUUUAAUGGUUUCAGUAGACAGACUAAUUGUUAUUAUGUUCCCCCUAUCCCGUCUCUCCCGACGGAGUAUUUCAUGGAGAAUGGCACUGAUUGUCUCAGUGUUAUUCUGGAUAGUCUCCGUAACGCUGGCAAUCAUCCCUACGGUCACUCUGCAAUCCUACUUCAAAGGCGAAUUCUACUCUCAAUCAAGUGUAUGCCUCGCCCUUCCUCUUACAAAGGACAUCCAAUCAGGAACAGAAUAUUCCUUUGCUGUAUUUGUUUAUCUCAACAGCAUCAUCUUCACUAUUAUAGUGGUAUGUCAGAUAUGUAUUUUCAAAAGUAUCAGAACCAGUGGAAGACGAGUUACAUCAUCACAGAAUCGCCAAAGAGAGACGAAUGUUGCAAUAACUCUGUUCUUUGUGGUAGUGACAGACUUUUGCUGUUGGUGUCCCAUUGGUAUCAUGGGUUUGGCUUCUAGAUAUCGGGUGGAGAUUCCUGGGGGCGUGUAUGCCUGGGUGAUGGUGUUCGUACUACCAAUUAAUGCCGCCAUCAAUCCGUUUCUGUACACCGCUACAGCUAUCUGGAGGCGAAGACAAAAGAUAACAACCCCCCUGCCGUCACUGAAACCAUGUUAUGAAAUUGGAGAGAAAAUAUCUGUAAAUCAUGAAAAAAGAACCGCUGUAUUGUUUUACUAAUUAUAUACGGCAAUUGAAAACCAAUACAAGUGAGAACUAUUUAGAUUGCCAUAUCACACAGCGAAAGGGCACACACAUGUAUAUGGCAUAUGUAUAGGUUUCAGAUUAUGCCUAUCAACACAGAGGUCAUGCUUCAUUGUUGCGCGUGUUUGCCAGACAUUAUAGUGACCAUAGUCUACUAAAGGAGUGAACUAUCUUUGGUAACACGUAAUGCGCAUGUGUACAGAGACAAGAAGUUACCGUGCGCAUGUCCAGUCGACUAUGCUGCAACCACCGACUUAACUUUGGUCCGACCACGGCAACUAGACUUCAUUUGGGCAUUUGUCAUCAUUUUGAAGCACGAUAGUGAAUGGAUAUUGUUUAUCUGCAAAAGUACCCCAUUAGACGAAAAAGCCUAACUAAAGUAAAAACACUGAUGAACGAACUCGGUUGUUUUUAUAAAGGACACUUAUUAGAAAUAUGUGAUACGAGCAGUUGUACUCUGGUGCAAGAUCUACCAUACUAGCUAAGGUAGUCUCUGCCUAAAUAUAAGCCUGAAUAUAAAGAGCACCCUGAUCGGGGGUCAGUCGACCUAGUUAUUCAGGUUAGAGAGCCAGUCAAAUCAGUUAUGGACCAGUCGAGCCGGGGAAUCAGUGUGUUGGAGAGAGUAAUAUUGCUGUACUGAAGAUAUAUAAUCAUAUAUCAAUAUACACCGGAAGAGCCCAGCAAAGGGUGAAAGCUGCUAGGAAGUUGAUCGUCCAUUUUUGUUAUUUUUCCUUAUAUAUUAACCUUAUUUCAGGACCAUUAAAUGGUCUGGAACUAUAUAUAACAUAGUUUUUGGUUUCAUUUAAAGUGUAGCUUGCAAGCCAGCCUUAAAUAUGUAACGGAUAUCUUCCGAAUGUGACUUCCGGAAAUCUGGAAUUUCGCAUUUACCUGUUUAAGGAGAGUCUAGGGACGUGUACUGGGUUGUAUCAUACGUACAAAGACGAGAAACGGCUUUCCACAAGAAUUUGGGGUGUUAAUUUUGGAAUCGAUAUUUGAAACAGAACGCGAACAGAAUGCUGCAGAUAAAUAUCUUAUUUGAAAAGAGGGGAUGGUUAUAGAUGGUAUAUUUAGCACCAUGAAGAGACCAAGGUCACAGUGGAUGGACCAUGGUCGGAGAAUUUUAUCUUUUUGUAGGAUUGUGUUAGAGUAGGACUGAUCGAAUAUGGAAAUGUCAAGUAGGGACAUAAUAGAAAUUAAUCAAAGAAACCAUUCAAUCACACAGAGUCGCAUUGAAUCAUUGGCUUAGUGAAUGAAUCGUGUCAUACAGUUUUAUGGAAGUUUUUGCAUUCAAUGAAAAUAUGAGGUUUAUUUUAUCAAGCUAAAAUGUUCAAAGAUGUGUGUAAAUCAAAACAGACAAGUUAAAUGCCAUCUUUAAUACAUUUUAUUUACAUUAAACAUAGUUGAAAUUUCACACAGACUGAAAAGAUAUCACGAUAUAUUGAUACAUAUAUAAUUUCUCACACCUUUACAUAUGUAAGAUAAAUUUGUCGCAUGUGUACCACCCAUGUGGGAUAUCUCUACCCCACAUAGGUGCACCGAUUGACCGCAGUUCCGGGAUUCCUUUUUUUAUUGUGUGACGUCAGUGGGAAAACACUUCUGUUUGUUUAUACAUCUUUUCAUUUUGUCUAUGUGCCAUUUGAACCAAUUAUCAAUUGUGAACAUUGACUUAUAGAUUCAGUCAUAUUGUUACUGUUUGUCGAGAAUGUAUUUUUACAGCGGAAGACUAGAUAUGUUUCGUUGGGCAAGCAAUCAUAGGCGGAGGAAUAUGACGUUAUGUCAAACAGUUUCCGGAAAGCCGAUCACCACAAAACAUCAAACAUUAAUCAAAAUACAUUUGCUCUUAUCUUGACACUUUGACAGUCAGCUUAUUUUUCAAGUUAUACCAUAAUUUGUUCCCAUCUUUAUAAAUAUAUAAUUGGUUUUAUUGUCGGUCACCGAGAAAAAAAUACAAAGUGUUUUUUUAUAGUUUCGCCAUGUUGGAUCAAUUUCCCCAUGCAUUUCACGAAAAAGGUGUGAGAAAAAUAGUCCAUUAUAUGUUAGGUAUGUGGGAUAGAGAAAUCCCUACAUAUGAUGUACUCUAUUAAUCUAUAAUUGGCAUAUAGUAAUAACGACAGUGCAGACAGGUAACAAGUUUAUUUGUCUAUACUGCCGUUAUUACUACAUGAACAAUUAUCUAUUUCCAGUAAUACGCAUCCAGCGAACAUCUGUUUGUUAGGAUCAAUUACCUAUAUUUGAGUCAUUACUCACUAGAGCCUAUAAACUGUAUACCUGGUAAUUUUCCCAUUCAUUUAAUUUUCGCCAUUUUCGCCCUUUGAAGAUAGGGCGAGUUUAAGACUAAGGCGAACAUUUCUGAAUUCCGAGGGCAACUGUAUUGAGAUUUCCGAACGGAAUUUUUCGAUUUUAUACACGAGGAAAAGGAUAUUUCUUGAAAACCAUCUAGGGCGAAUUUUAACGGGACAAAUAUGUUCUGUGUUGCUCAAGGACGAAAAUUACCAGGUUUACAGUAUUUAUGUCUAUAUAUGUAUAUAGCAUAUAUACCUGCUGGUAUAUUUAUAUAUGUACAAAUGUAUUUAUCAUCGUUUUAUUCUGAGUAAAUAUUCAUUGAUGGAGUAAAUCAUCAGAAAAAAUAUUAAUAUCGUGAUUUUAUAGGAUAAAUAAUUAUGAUCACAUCGUUAAG